This is a messenger RNA of Mangifera indica (mango), 2155 nucleotides long. RefSeq names its product probable fructokinase-5. Gene Ontology annotation, biological process: fructose metabolic process. The transcript is spliced from 3 exons. Gene Ontology annotation, molecular function: fructokinase activity. Lineage: Eukaryota; Viridiplantae; Streptophyta; Magnoliopsida; Sapindales; Anacardiaceae. The coding region runs from base 1039 to 2019 and encodes 326 amino acids. The record is from RefSeq and is a predicted model, not a curated record. Gene Ontology annotation, cellular component: cytosol.
AAUGCAUCUACCUUUUAGUCAAUGCAUUGUGUUUCACUUUCACGAUACUAUAGUUUCAGAAUGAGUUGGAUGAUAAAACCAUCUAUGAUAUGCUUCUAUCUGUUUAUCUAUGAUGUCCAACAAACUUAACCUUUUUUGGAAUUUUUCAACAUAUGAUGUUGAAGUUGAAGCUCAGGAGGAGUUGGGAGUGUAGAUGCAUUUGAAUCUUUUAGUUGAAUGCAUCUACCUUUUAGUCAAUGCAUUGUGUUUCAUUUUCACGAUACUAUAGUUUCAGAAUGAGUUGGAUGAUAAAACGAUCUAUGAUAUGCUUCUAUCUGUUUAUAUAUGAUGUCCAACAAACUUAACCAUUUUUGGAAUUUUUCAACGUACGUUGUUGAAGUUGAAGCUUGGAGGAGUUGCGAGUGUAGACGCAUUUGAAUCUUGCUAGAGACUUUGUAGGAGGUCUUAUUGAAAUAUCAUAUCUUUGGGCAAGUAACAUCCUGGGAUAUGUGUAUGUUGAAAAACAAUGUAAGAUGCAGGUUAAAUUUCAAAAUAGCUAACGGUAGAAAGCAACAUAGAUAAAAAGGAACAAAGAAAAGUUCUCUUGUAUUUCUAUCCGAAACUCUACCAGUCCUUAAAAGUUGCAGGUGGCUUCACAUCAUCAAUUUGGGAUGGCAAUAUGCUUUAUCUCAGUUAGGGGUGGAUUCUAUUUGAGUUGAUGCAUUUAGUAAUGUGGUCUUUAUAACAAAUAAAUUCCAUAUCGCGAUGACAUGUGGAAUAAGAAAGAAGAGUUUAUAAGUGUAAUGUUAUUCAAAAUUUACUUAUUUUUUAUGAAAUGCAUUAUUUAUAAAAGUUUGAUGAUAACGGUACAUGUAUUAGAGACUAGGUAAACUCUUAUUACUCUUUCAAAUAGGAUCUUCUUUGCUUAUACAAAGGCUAUUCAACAGCAACACAUAGUUUCAGAUUUUAUUGUUAUAAUAUUUUUUAUAUAUAGGAUUCAUCAUUUUGUUCGUUUGUCAUUAUUUCAUUCUUUGAGGAAAAGAAAAAAAGAGAGACAAGAUGGCUUCCCAAGCUCCAUUGAUAGUAUCAUUCGGUGAGAUGCUUAUUGAUUUUGUUCCUGAUGUUGCUGGUGUCUCCCUAGCUGAAUCUAAUGGCUUCAUCAAAGCCCCCGGUGGUGCUCCGGCUAAUGUGGCCUGUGCCAUUGCCAAGAUUGGGGGUAACGCAGCAUUCAUUGGCAAGGUUGGUGAAGAUGAGUUUGGAUACAUGCUAAGAGACAUCCUGAAUAAGAAUGGAGUGAAAACAGAAGGAGUGUGUUUUGAUAAGAACGCAAGAACAGCAUUGGCUUUUGUGACAUUGAGAAAUGAUGGAGAGAGGGAGUUCAUGUUUUACAGAAACCCAAGUGCAGAUAUGUUGUUGAAGGAGUCAGAAUUAAACAUGAAAAUGAUCAAAGAGGCCAAAAUAUUUCAUUAUGGAUCAAUAAGCUUGAUAUCCGAGCCAUGCAGAUCAGCUCAUAUGGCAGCCAUGAAAGCUGCUAAAGAAGCUGGGUGUUUGCUGUCUUAUGAUCCCAAUGUUCGGUUGCCUCUUUGGCCAUCAGAGGAUGCUGCUAGAGAUGGGAUCAAAAGCAUAUGGAAUUAUGCUGAUUUUAUUAAGGUCAGUGAUGAUGAAGUGGGGUUUUUGACAAAAGGAGGAGAUCCAAAUAAGGAUGAUGUGGUGAUGACAUUGUGGCAUGAUAAGCUCAAGUUGCUAGUUGUGACAUAUGGAGACAAGGGUUCUGGGUAUUUCUCCAGCAAAUUCAAAGGAAGGGUCCCUGGAUUUGCAGUCAAAACUGUUGACACAACUGGUGCUGGUGAUUCUUUUGUUGGAUCUUUUCUUGCUAAUCUCGCCAAAGAUCCAAAUAUUUUGGCAGAUGAAGCCAAACUCAAGGAGGCUCUUAUAUUUUCAAAUGCUUGUGGAGCACUUUGCACUACUCAGAAAGGGGCCAUUCCAGCUCUCCCAACUCCUGCUGCUGCCCAACAACUCAUCAAGUCAAGCAAAAAAUAGAUCAUGCUUUUUACUGAACUCUUUAAUAAUAAUUAGUUUUCAUCAAGUGACUUGACUCUCAAUUUUUGAGAAAUUUGGUGUCACAUUUUUCAUUAUUAUUGGUGUAAUGAAUAUUUUAACUCCACUAAUCACACCA